Messenger RNA from Onychomys torridus (southern grasshopper mouse), 435 nucleotides. Its product is annotated as 40S ribosomal protein S27-like. Gene Ontology annotation, cellular component: ribosome; cytosolic small ribosomal subunit. Gene Ontology annotation, molecular function: RNA binding; structural constituent of ribosome. The coding region runs from base 1 to 435 and encodes 144 amino acids. Gene Ontology annotation, biological process: translation; ribosomal small subunit assembly. Lineage: Eukaryota; Metazoa; Chordata; Mammalia; Rodentia; Cricetidae. The record is from RefSeq and is a predicted model, not a curated record. The transcript has 4 exons.
AUGACGGAAUUAAAGAAGUAUAAGAAACUCUCCAUGUGGAUGCAGCACCUGGGUGUGAAUGACUUUCCACAAGCCGCCACGAGGGUCAUAACCCUAGCCAUCAACUUCUCACCCAAGAACGCUUCUCCCAAGAUGAUGAUGAGACCUCCCUACCAGACCACACCUCCCGCAAAGGAUCUCCUUCAUCCCUCUCCAGACGAGGAAAAGAGGAAACACAAGAAAAAGCGCCUGGUGCAGAGCCCCAAUUCCUACUUUAUGGAUGUGAAAUGCCCAGGAAGCUAUACGAUCACCACGGUCUUUAGCCAUGCACAGACGGUAGUCUUGUGUGUCGGCUGCUGCACUGUCCUCUGUCAGCCCACAGGUGGAAAAGCAUGGCUGACAGAAGGAUGCUCCUUCAGGAGGAAGCAGCACUGGAAAGCACCUGAUUCAAGAUGA